AUAGGGCUGCAGAACAGAGUACAAUAUAAAUCUGGAUUUUCUGAAGAAAUGUGCCCCAAAGUUUCAGCACAGUUGCUUAGCCAAGAAUCCUGCCUUAAAAGGUGAAUAUGAAAAAGGACAAACGUGUUCAUGUAUGAUAAGGUUUUGAGGAGAGAAACAGUGUUUCAGAGACUCAUUAGGGAUGAUCUGAAAAAAAAAAAAAACCCAGAUGGGGCAGUGGUAGAAGGGGUGGGGGCAGUCAGCGUUGGGUGCCCAUCCACAAAACGUGAUGGAAGAAAUAUAAACGCCUUGCUAACCCGGGAGUUCGGCAAAGGAUUAAUUACACUAGAUCUAAAAACUGUACCCAUGCAUGCGUGCUCUUCGAUGCUCUGGAUACAGUAACGGUAACAAAAUGAAUACGAGGCAACUUUUAAUAAAUGGUAGGCCAGGCACCGCGACAAAUGCUGAAAAUAAACGACUCAAUUUCCUCCACACGACAUUCUAUGCAACAGAAGUUGUCUAGGUAUCCUCAGUUCUUGGGACAGCAGGAGAUGGGUGCAUGCACCUUUCCUAAGUCAAUACGGAUAACUGGUCAGCGUUCUCAGCCUCAGGCUUUUGCAUCUUGUACAGGUACUGCUGCAUUUAGAGCUAAAAAAAAAAAAAAAACUGGGCAGAGCUGCAGUAGUGGAGUGGACCACUGGGUGGCAGUGACCCUGAACCUCAGCGCUUCUCAUCUAGAAAGAGCAGGGACUUGAGGAGAGCGGCUCAGUCUCUAGGCCACCAUGGCAACUGGACAGAAGUUGAUGAGGGCUGUUCGAGUGUUUGAGUUUGGUGGACCUGAAGUGCUGAAACUCCAGGCCAACGUGGCCGUUCCUGUCCCCAAAGACCAUCAGGUUCUAAUCAAAGUCCACGCCUGUGGUGUCAACCCCGUAGAGACCUACAUUCGCUCUGGCACCUACAGCCGAAAACCCAUGUUGCCCUACACUCCAGGCACCGAUGUGGCGGGGGUCAUCGAAUCUGUUGGAGACAAUGUAUCUGCUUUCAAGAAAGGGGACCGGGUCUUCUGCUCCAGCACAGUUUCUGGCGGUUAUGCAGAGUUUGCUCUGGUAGCGGAUCACACUGUCUACACCCUGCCCGAGACGCUGAACUUCAAGCAGGGCGCUGCGCUUGGGAUCCCAUACUUUACAGCCUGCAGGGCUCUGUUCCACAGUGCCCGGGUGCGAGCUGGGGAAAGCGUCCUGGUUCACGGGGCCAGUGGAGGAGUUGGAUUGGCUACAUGCCAGAUUGCCAGAGCUCAUGGCUUAAAGGUUUUGGGCACCGCUGGUUCUGAGGAAGGAAAAAAGCUUGUUCUUCAAAAUGGCGCUCAUGAAGUGUUUGACCACAAGGAAGUUAAUUAUAUUGAUAAAAUCAAGAAAGCUGUUGGUGACGAGGGUGUUGAUGUGGUUAUUGAGAUGCUGGCGAAUGUGAACCUGAGUAAUGACUUGAAGCUCCUGUCCCGUGGAGGGCGGAUAAUCGUUGUUGGCUGUCGAGGCACUAUUGAGAUAAACCCAAGGGACACCAUGGCAAAGGAGACGAGCAUAAUUGGAGUUUCUCUCUUUUCAUCCACCAAGGAGGAACUUCAGCAGUUUGCAGGCAUCCUCCAAACAGGAAUGGAAAAAGGUUGGGUGAAACCCGUGAUAGGUUCUGAGUACCCUUUGGAGAAAGUGGUCCAGGCCCAUGAAGACAUCAUCCAUAGCAGUGGGAAGACCGGGAAAAUGAUUCUUCUCUUAUGAUGACCAAUUCUUUCUGGGAUGCCCUGUGCCACUGUGACAUCUUCACUCCCAAGUCUUUCUGAUACCAUCUUUAAUCAGCGUUCAUUUCAUUGAGUUUCAUGUAUUAAAAACACUAAUUUAGGGAGUAGACAGUGGAGUAACACCAUAGCAGACAGCAGUAUGUAGUCUUGCGUGGUGUUAGCAUGCAUCUCAAAACUGUUUUUGCUUCUCUCUCUUUGUUUUCUUUGUUUGGUUUAGUGUUUCUAUUUUGUUUUGAGACAGAAUCUUGCUCUGCAGUUCAUGCUGGCAUUGAACUCAUGGCAAUCCUUCUGUCUCAACUUUCUGAGUGCCAGGAUAAUAGUCCUGGACUGCCACACAACUUCAUUUCAGAACUUCUUAAUUCUUUAACUUCAUGCCUUUGCCUAAAAUGUACUAAUUCAAAAUAAGACUAUAAAUCUGCUUGGACUUCCAAGCCUACCUACCUUUAUUAAGAGUCACCAGUCCUCUGAACGGCGGUGACUGUUUGGACUCUGCAGGCUUUCUGGGCUGAAAAACAUACUUCUAAAAUGAACAUCCUCUCAGCCUCUGGGAAGGGCGAACAUGAGUAACGCUGGGGACGCUGUCAGUCUGUUUUCCUCACAUUCCCGAAAACGCUGACAACUCAAUGAGCGCUGGUCACCAGCCACGUUCCGGGAGGUCAGCAACCUUAUCUAGGUCUGUGGUGUUCAGUGCAGUCCUCCAUUAAAUGCCUCAUGGUUCUUUAGGGUUUCCUGAGCGUGUGACACGAGUCAUAUAAUUUGACGUAAUUUCACCUAAAAUUGUAAGUUCACACAUUUCGCACAUGGGCAAGGUCUGCUUUAGUUCUCAUGGUUUUGUAACCUGGAAUAAAUUCUGUAGAAC
Chionomys nivalis (European snow vole) is the source of this 2630-nucleotide messenger RNA. It is a transcript of the gene Cryz, whose product is annotated as crystallin zeta. Gene Ontology annotation, molecular function: zinc ion binding; mRNA 3'-UTR binding; NADPH binding. Gene Ontology annotation, cellular component: cytosol. The transcript is spliced from 9 exons. The record is from RefSeq and is a predicted model, not a curated record. NCBI's taxonomy places the organism in Eukaryota, Metazoa, Chordata, Mammalia, Rodentia, Cricetidae. Bases 762 to 1751 code for a protein of 329 amino acids.